This is a messenger RNA of Juglans regia (Persian walnut), 1662 nucleotides long. RefSeq names its product trimethyltridecatetraene synthase-like. Lineage: Eukaryota; Viridiplantae; Streptophyta; Magnoliopsida; Fagales; Juglandaceae. The record is from RefSeq and is a predicted model, not a curated record. Bases 15 to 1547 code for a protein of 510 amino acids. The transcript has 2 exons. Gene Ontology annotation, molecular function: heme binding; iron ion binding; monooxygenase activity.
AAAACUCAGCCUGGAUGGAGUUCACUUCCUGGCUUGCUGUGUUAGCCAUGGCGGGGCUAGCUUCUCUUUUCUUUCUCUCAAAACAUCUCCCAUUUCGAUCCCACAAGUUAAAACUGCCACCAGGUCCCAAACCUUGGCCUAUCAUUGGCAAUCUAAACCUUAUUGGUCCUCUCCCUCACCAAUCUCUUCACAAACUGUCACAAAAAUAUGGGCAGAUCAUGCAGCUUAGAUUCGGGUCAAUCCCAGUAGUGGUUUCCUCGUCUCCUGAAAUGGCAAAGCAAUUCUUGAAGACACAUGAUCACAUUUUUGCCUGUAGACCCAAAACUGCAGCUGGGAAGUACACCACUUAUAACCACACCGAUAUUGCAUGGGCACCUUGGGGACCUUAUCUGCGCCAAGGGCGAAAGAUAUAUCUCUCCGAGCUAUUUAGCUCAAGGAGACUAGAGUCCUAUGAGUACAUACGUGUUGAAGAAAGACGUGCUCUUUCUUCACGCCUGUGGGCAUUGUCUGGGAAGCCCAUCAAGGUGAAAGAGCAUCUGUCACGCCUCACUCUUAGUGUUAUCAGUAGAAUUGUAUUGGGUAAGAAGUAUUUUAGCGAAUCUGGACAUGAAAAAUCUAUAGUGACUCUUGGAGAAUUCCAAGAAAUGUUAGACGAGUUGUUCUUGCUUAAUGGGGUGCUAAAUAUUGGGGACUGGAUACCGUGGCUAGAUUUCUUGGACUUGCAGGGAUACGUGAAACGAAUGAAGACAGUGACAAGAAAAUUUGAUCGAUUCCACGACCAUGUUUUUGAAGAACACAAGGCCAAGAGACUAGGAGUGAAAGAUUUUGAGCCAAAGGACAUGGUGGAUUUAUUGUUGCAGAUCGCUGAUGAUUCUAACAAUCAGGUUAAGCUCACUUAUGACAACGUCAAGGGCCUCACUCAGGAUCUUGUAGCUGGAGGCACAGACACAUCUGCGACUUCAGUGGAAUGGGCAAUGUCUGAACUCUUGAAGCAACCCCACCUCAUGAAGAAGGCUACCGAAGAGCUUGACAGUGUUAUUGGGAAAGAUAGAUGGGUAGAAGAGAAAGACAUUCCACAGCUUCCUUAUAUUAACGCAAUUAUGAAAGAGACGAUGAGGAAACACCCUGUGGCUGUAUUGCUAGCACCACACCUAGCUCUGGAAGAUUGUGAAGUAGCUGGAUAUGAUAUUCGUAAAGGAACUACAGUCUUUAUAAACACAUGGAGUAUAGGAAGAGACCCAUCAGUAUGGAAUGCACCUGAAGAAUUCUGCCCAGAGAGGUUCUUGGGAACAAAUAUUGAUGUCAAGGGACAAAAUUUCGAGCUAUUGCCAUUCGGCUCAGGAAGGAGGAUGUGCCCUGGAUAUAGUCUUGGACUAAAGAUGAUCAGCUCUAGCUUAGCCAAUAUAUUGCAUGGAUUUGAGUGGAAACUGGAGGAUGACGUGAAGCCGGAAGAUUUUAGCAUGGAGGAAAUUUAUGGUUUGGCAACACCAAGAAAGUUCCCACUUGUUGCAGUAGUGAAGCCUAGACUCCCAUGCCAUCUAUACUAACUAAUUCUCAGUUUUAGCAUGAAUUAUCCAUCUUGAAUAACGCCUUUUAUAUAUUUUGUAACAAUUUCCUAGUUUGAGGACAAGUAAUUAGGUUGUGUGAUAUAUAUUAUUUAAA